CGCUAUUAACGCAACCAAAGACAAAAGCCGCAAAGGAUAUGCCACACUGCGAAACAAGUCUUCUUCUACCUCCCCACCUGAACCCAUUCCAUUCUCUCUCUCUCUCUCACUCUUUCUCUAGCUACCUACGUAAGUUAGCUAUACUCUCUUUCUUUGUCCCCCUACCCUGCCGACAAACAACAAGGACUCGGCAGGAGAUCAGAGACGAAAAGAUAGCGAAGAGUGAAAGAGAAGACCGAGCUCCGACCAUGGAGCCUGCCCCCAACACGCCACGAGGAGGGCCAGCGAGCACGCCGGAGGAAGCAGCUGGAACGUCGUCGUCAUCAGCUUCCGUUGAGAAGGCAGAAAAACAUGAGCAAGAAGCGCAGCCGCGGGAAGGAGGAGGGCAACAACAACAACUCGCAGUGCAGGCGGGGGGCCACCUGCAGCCGCAACCUCUGUCGCAGCAGCCACCCCCUCUCUCGGCGCCUGUACCUGCCGGUCUGAGCCGCUACGAGUCGCAGAAGCGGCGUGACUGGAACACCUUCCUGCAGUACCUAAGCAACCACAAGCCCCCUCUGACGCUGGCCCGGUGCAGCGGCGCCCACGUCAUCGAGUUCCUCAAGUACCUGGACCAGUUCGGCAAGACCAAGGUGCACGCCGACGGCUGCGCCUACUUCGGCCAGCCCAAUCCCCCGGCUCCCUGCCCGUGCCCUCUUCGCCAGGCCUGGGGCAGCCUCGACGCGCUCAUCGGACGCCUCCGCGCAGCCUACGAAGAGUCCGGCGGCCGCCCCGAGUCCAACCCCUUUGCGGCGCGCGCCGUGCGCAUCUAUCUUCGUGAGGUCCGCGAGGCUCAGGCCAAGGCGCGCGGGAUCCCCUACGAGAAGAAGAAGCGCAAGCGCGGGAGCGGGAGUGCGGGCCCUGUUGCAGCAUCACCUCCGGUCGUCACCGCUGAGGCAACGUCGGGAGGUGGGAAGGACGACGAGGACCAGCCAUCACGGUCUGCUGAGCAGCAUCAGCAGACAACGCCAGUGGUGUUUCCUACGACUCAAACUACAAGUAGUAGCGCCGGCGCUACUACUGCUACUGCAGCCACCAAGGCGACACCGACGCCGAGAGGGAAGGAACCGGCAGAAGGAUCGGCGUGAUAAGUGUAAAUCAUUAAUUAAUUUUUCCUUUUCAUUAUUCCAUCACACCGCCAAAUUCUAAUCCUGCACUGCACCAUCAAUCACAAUUUAAGUUGUUUAAUUGUUAUUAUAACUACUGCUGCUAUGAUUGAUUUGUUGGUAUGUAUUAGUAUACGAGAGAAACAGAGGUCCGUAGGAUCAUGCAUGUUAAUUAGAUUGUAUGGAGUACAAAUAUGAAGAACAUCCGUACGUGCACUAACUUGAACAAAAAUAAAUUAAUUUUCCGGAAACAAAGAAAGAUAACUCUCUUUGCUUCAUUUGGUAAGAUGAAUUAAGCUUCACUCUUCGUUGAUUUGAGUGCAAUAGGGCCACAUUGAUAUGAAUGUCUAGCCUAUGGUGGCUAGGUCCUACUGUGAUAAUCAAUUGAUCACCGUUCUCUUAGUGUGCCUGCCAUAUAGGAGUAUAAUCUUGUCUAUUAUUAUAUUCCGGCCUUCAGUUUUGCCUCCAUUUUCUUGGUCUCAUUCAUCACGAUAUCAGUCUCAGAUGACACUAUUCAGAAAGGGACGUGCAAUUCUGAUCUGUGGCUGCUGAGUCCUCAGUUUUAUAUAUGUAAUUUUUUUUUACAACAUUAGUUGUGAUGUCCUUGCAAAAGGAAAAUAUAAGAUUUUUUUGCUUUGACUUCGGGGACAAUGAGCAGUACUUUUAAAAAUAGUUUUAUGACUUAACAA
Molecule: messenger RNA, 1834 nt
Organism: Brachypodium distachyon (stiff brome)
Lineage: Eukaryota; Viridiplantae; Streptophyta; Magnoliopsida; Poales; Poaceae
Product: protein G1-like7
Exons: 1
Coding region: 39-1127 (362 amino acids)
Biological process (GO): mRNA transcription; response to light stimulus
Cellular component (GO): nucleus
Source: RefSeq, a predicted model, not a curated record